Macrosiphum euphorbiae (potato aphid) is the source of this 1848-nucleotide messenger RNA. The record is from the annotation of a GenBank genome assembly. Lineage: Eukaryota; Metazoa; Arthropoda; Insecta; Hemiptera; Aphididae.
AUGUCCGUACCGUGUACGUGUAUAGCCAUGGAUCAGUCUGCAGAUACCAUAGAGUAUGUACCAAUUAAAACAUACUAUUUUAAAACAGAAGAGGACAUACUAACAUUAUUCAAGAUUAAUAAGAUACAAUAUAAGACCAGUAUUUAUGAAGUAGUUUCUAAAAAUAUCAACAGAAUAUCAUUAAAAAAGAACUGUUUUGAUCCUAAAGUUUUAGAUUGUGUACUGAUUGAAGCAAACGUGAAUAAACUAGUUAUGAAUUGUGAACUCGGAUUUUCCAUAUUUAAAAAAAAUAGUCAACUCGUCGACGUAGCAUUCAAUAAUGUUAUGAAUGAAAUAAAUGAGUUUAUCAGUACCUUUAUUAAAAUUUUAAAUGAAGAAGAUAGAAUUUUAAUAAUUGAUGGACUUGUACUUGGGAAUUCAGCAAGUUCUCCUAUUAGCAAAUGUUUAAUUUCGGUUCGACCAGAAAAAAAACCCUCUAUUAUCUUAUUGAAGUUAACAAGUUCGUCUUUAGAAAAUUCGAAUUUGUUACAAAAUAAAAAUCUAGCUAAAAUCACUGGUCCAGGUAUUUAUUUAUUAUUUGGUAAUAUAAAAACAAUCAUAAAAUACACAGAUGAAGAAUUCAUGUUGUUAAGAAUACAGAGCUAUGAUAAAUGUUGCAUUAGAGUUCGCAAAUAUCCUCAUAAAAUUCAUAAUUUCAAUAAUAUUUCUGGACGUGAAACAAUGACUGGUGUAAAAUCUGAUCUGUUUUCAUAUAAAGUUGAUAUUUUAGUUAAGAAACCAUGUCAAGAUUUUCUUUCACUGAUAUUGGACCAACAAAUAAUCUUAUAUAACAUAAAAGUGAUCCAUUCUAAUAACUCAGGCAUAUUUUCACUAUGUGUUAACGGAAAAUCAACAAAUUUAAAAGCCCAUAAAGUUAUUCCACAACUCAAAAGAAUUCCAACAACUCAACAUCAUCUAUCCGAGCCAUUUUGUGAUGAUAAUAUUUCGUAUUCGCCUUCAAGUCCUGAAUAUUUAAAAACAAAGCCAGACCAAAAUUACAAUAAUAUUAAUAAAAGAGCUAAUUGUUCAUCUCACAAUGGAAAUAUGAAUAAUAAUAAUAACGAAGAUCAAGAAAAUGGUAAUUAUCAACCUAUCAAAAUUAUUAAGCCAAAUAAUCCAACAUAUAACCAAGUCCAACAAUAUAAUAACAAAAGGCUUCCUCCUGUGUCUUCUCUUUUUAUAGAUGAGACAAAUUACAUAAAUGAAACUAAUCUGCCUAUUCAAAUUUCAGAUGUUCAUUCCUUGCCAUUUAAUUCAGAUCAUUCACAAAAUACAAUGGAAUUUACUAAUGUCAACAAUCGAGAAGUAUUGGGUGUCAGUAGCUUACGGUGUAUUGGACCUUGCAAACCAAUAUGUAUUGAACAAUAUUUAAAUGAUGAUUAUGAUUCUAUCAACUUAGUAUCUGGCUAUUGUACAAAAUGUUAUACUUUCACUCCAAUAUCUUUUCUAACACCACACAUUGACGAUUUCAACAAUGAAUACACAUGUCUAAGAUGCCGCAAUGUCUUAUUUCUAACUUUUUUUUUUAAAUUGAACUUUUUGUAUGGGGAAAAUAAUGCUCAAUCAAUUGAAUUAAUAUGCUACAAUGAUAAAGCUAUAGACCUAAUCAAUCAACUAACAAAGAAAGAUAUUAAUGUAAAGGAUUAUUUAUCACACUACAGUUGUAGACAAACAGUUGUAGAUGCCAUGAGGAAUUUUAUAUUUAAACAGAAUAAUAUAAUUAUAGUUUUUCAUGAUUUGCCUUCAGAUAAUGUUCACAUCCUUGUUAGUUUAAGUACAAUGAUUGAUUUGAAAGUUGAGACAAUAUAA